CGUUCCUAACCUGACGACACAACAUCACAUAAUAUACACAUUACAGCCGAAUCGCACUCAAUUCACAGGUGCUGUUCUGCGCUCUUUGGAGAGACAUCAUGGUCUCGCGCACAAGAACCACAAUGUCUAGCGACAACAUGAGCGACAGCAACCCUGGAUCGUCACCGGAUCCUCUCAAUGCCUCAAUUACGGAGUCUGCAAUACGGCGCAGAAUAACACGCCCUUCUAGAGACCCUCUAACCUCUAGCUCACCGAGCAAGGUCAAUCGCAGUCUUAAUUUUAUCGACCAAAUGCAGUUAUCACCCUCCAAGUCAAUGGUCAUGAACACAGGCCGUGAGGGUGGCGCAAGCCCAUGGCGCAUCAAAGUAACAGUGCAAGCGGAACCCGGAAGCGGAUCAGAAAACAGUAACCUUGAUUCACCAUCUGUAAAGAGGUUCACACGAACGACAACGACUACUGUACCUCUCAAAGAUGACGACACUUCUUCACCUAUCAAACGCCGUGGUCGUCCUAGGAAGUCGGGAUCUGGCCCAAGUGCUAAACCAAAGCGAAGCGGAACACCCAUUAAAAGACGUUCACCUUCCAAGCGAGGUAGCUCCAUUUCUGCGCCCGACGAAGACCCAUUCACGGCGGCUAUGGAUAUUCAGCCUAAGCGGCGCAGGGGCCGCCCACGUAAGAGCGUGCAACUGGAGCCUGAGAACAUGACGCCAGACGUCGAGCAAACAAGCAUUGAAGAUGCGUCUCCCAUGGAGAAUCCCAUAGACGACCAUCAGGAAGAGAACGAGGAAAUUAUUUCCGAUGAUUCGAGAGAGGUCCGGGGCAGUAUUGAUCGAGUCUCUCCUCUGCUCCCUCACGGCACGCCAACCCCAUCAAUCCAGUCCUUGACGGGAUCUUCACGAGCAUCAAGCGAGGACUCAAUCGACAAGCCCAACGAACCCCCAAGCAGGCGUCGAUUAGUUGGCCGCAGUGUCACCAUUGCAAGUGGGAGUAUCACAACCCCAACGGCAAAUGCUACAUCUCGUAAUUUACGGGAGCGCAGAGGAACCCCACAUGCAAAAGUUGCAGCAAUCUCCCUGGACUCCUCAGAGGAUGACGAGGAUAGCCUCGACACACCCCCUGACAGCGAUGAAGAAAACGCUGUCGGUGAUAUCCAGCCUAUACCAAGUCCGUCAAUGGAACCAUCUUCUCAAUCUGCCCCAGGCGAAGAGGACGAUAUCGAUGAUCGCCAGAACGCCACCGUCUAUGCAUUCGAGGAGGGUACGACAAGAUUGCCAGACGACACGACUAUUCUAGAAAGCGAGCACUUCAGUAUGAUCUCCGUUGAUUCAUUGAGGAGUAAUGGAAGCCCAGUUAGCCCGGUCAACAGGUCCAUCGUACAGACAUUGGAUAGGCAAGCUCUUCAGUCUGCGGUUGUUGAACAGCCUCAGCAUGAUACAAGCCAGCAGUCCGUCAGGGCUCAAAGAAGCAGUAUGGCUUCCCAACUACAAGCAGAUCUGUCAUCGACUAGAAGUUCAUCGGCAUCGCUGGCACCUGAAAGCGUUCCCGUCAUUAAGGCGAGGCGUGAAAUAACACCAGUGAUGCAAACACGAUCACCCUCAAAUCCGCCUGCAAUCGUAUCUGCACCUUAUUCACCAUCCGAAGUUCAGACCCCAAAAAUCGGGCGUGUUGUCAAGGCCGGUGUAGCUUUGCAGGGUGUUGUAGAUCCUGAAAGACUCACGCCUUCUAACCAGGUGUCCAACCAACGCACACCUAACCAUACGAACCCUCUUGAUGAUUUGUUCAGGGGGUUCAGCGAAGGUACAAGAAGGCAACUCCAGGCUGGGCUUCGACUUGGCGAGCAACUAGCUCUGGAGAGUGAGGAUAGUCAGGCUAGCCAGAGACUUCCACCGGCUAUGUCAAGCCCAGUCAAGGCACAGGAGAGGAAUUCUGACGCAGAGCAUGUACGUUCUGAGAAGCAGAAGCAGCACGAGUCCCGAUUGCUGACCCCCGAGGACCAGGAGGAUUACAAUUACUCAGCAUCGCCUCACGUCGAAGAUACUCAAGUCCAGUACCCAUCAUUGCCGGAUGAGAGCGUGAGCAGUCAACUCAUGAGUCCAACAAGCGCAAGCAGUGAAGACGAAAUGAGCUGGCGUGUCGAUACGCCUCCUACGCGAACAGGAGGUGUCGAUGCAUAUACUACGAAUGCAUUUCAUGGGCCUGAGAACGUCGGAAGUGCUCAUAGCGUUGACGAUAUGGAAGCGCAUGGACUCGACACGGAAGAUAUAUCGGACGUAUGGCAAGAGGAAGCCAGCCGAUCACAGCACGUGCCAGUAGAAACACAGAGCUUGGAAGCUGAAAAGGAGCCCUCAUUUGUUGACUUGCUCGUCGGUGAGGGUCAGGCCAGACCAGCCAGGGCGAAACUUCCGAAAACAUGGAGACGCAAGAGCUCUAGUAAUUUCAAUUACAGCGACGAGCUUGAGGAACCACAACCAGAGCCCUCUGCCACAUCGCCAAACGCGCCAGAAGAACACUCAAACAGCAGUCUAGCGAACCUAUCGGCAGCGCAAGAUCCAGCUCAAUCCCAAUCAACUAGGGCAGUUUCAAGGAAGAGGCAGUUUCUUGAGCCCCCGACAUCCGAGGGUGACAGCGAUAAUGAUAAUGGUAGUGAGGCCAGUGACGACACAGAUGCUGGAAUGUUCUUCCAGUCAAAUCUACCAUCUGUCUUCAAUAAGAAGCGUUCCGUGGAGCUCAGACGACGUAAGGCGGAGAAGCUCGAUUUAUCUCUGCUCCUCGCGGAAGGAGAGAGCUUGAUUGCAGACUCUUCCCCAGCAGCAGUCACCAAGACGCCUGGAGAAAAGAAAAAGAACCCUUUCAAAGACACUCCUCCCAGGUUUCCACAAACCUUAGGCUCCCCCGCGAAAGGCAGUCCUCUACGACACGAAAUUCGUGCUUCAGAUUCUGAGCAUAGCACCAUGCACACAACAAGUAUGCUGGAGUCUACGCUUCCACAAAGCUCACCCUUUCACACCAUUGUGGAUGAUUCCAAGGUUUCGGUCGCUUCGGACGUGCGACAACUCCAGAAUGAGCUUCAAAACGCGCAUACGGACUCAAGCGUAAGACAUGUCCGAGAGGAGGCUGAUGCACAUGCAUUGGCGUAUGAGUCCCAGUAUAGGACACUUGAAGAGAUUGAAGAGGUCACUGAACUUUCAAGGACGAAAAACUCCACCCUGCUACCCUCUUCACCGCCAGCAAUGGCCGCCCAUUCAAGUCCUCUACGAAAAACCCGCGAAUAUUCGUCAUUGUUUGGGGACUCGCAGUUCACGCCUGGUGAGAAGAGGCAAAGGUCACUACUAGGGAAACGCCCAGUCCGUGGCCCUCUUCCCCAGCCCGAAAUUGCCGUAACGCCGCCUGUGGAAGAUGCGGAGCAAGCUUUACCUAACAGUGGCGGCUUCUUUGGCCUGGUCUCUUCACUCUGGGGAGGUCGCAGUGCCGAGGCCGCAUCGGUGUUACAUCCUAUCGCCUCACAAUUUGACGCUCUUCCAAAGGUAGCACCGUGGACAAAGACCCACUUCAAGACUCUGGACAACAUCUACAAUCUCCACAAGAAGCAAGCCACACUUUUCAAGCCAUCACCUCCGUCUCUCCACGCAGAUACAAAUAAAAGACUCCUGGAGGAGUUCCUGUCUAACAGCAACUUACCCUUCGUCGGAGCUCGAUACACCUGCUGGGGCUACGAAGUCACCAUGACCGAGUCCCUCGUCACCGUAUGCGCAGUCUUCAUGCAGCUCCUAUCCCUCCAAGACAUCGCAGAGUACGAGAAAACGUACGGCAAGAACAUUGAGGUUGUCCAGCGCAACAGCCCCCAAGAACCGGGCCCCGCGUUCAAAGAGGAAGACAUCGUGCAGCGCCUAGCGACAAUCAUCAUAGGAGACGACCUCAGGCGAGACGAAAGGAGGGGUAAGAGGGUCUUUAAGAGGGGAACUCUCCAAGUGCAGUGGCCUUCUUCGACGUAGAAAAUUUUGGUCAGGGGGCGCGGGAUCGCUCGAUGUUUGCUAGGGCUCUUUGCUUCAGGGGCGCGUAUACCAGGUGUUGGUUUGACAAAUUGGGAACAGGGUGGGCGUUAUAACAUGAUGAAAAUGAUUGGCGUUACGGUUUAUCUUGUUUGCUUUUAUUUCCUUCUUCCAACGGGGGAGUUUUUCUGGGAACGGUUUUUGCGAUAUCACGGUGCGGGAACAGGCAGGAAAAGGAACGGAUGAUGCGUACGCGAUGUAAUGAUUACGAUGAAAAUUUCUGGAUUUUUGUAUGUGA
Aaosphaeria arxii CBS 175.79 is the source of this 4287-nucleotide messenger RNA. RefSeq lists its product as uncharacterized. Gene Ontology annotation, molecular function: DNA binding. The transcript has a single exon. The coding region runs from base 123 to 3992 and encodes 1289 amino acids. The record is from RefSeq and is a predicted model, not a curated record. Lineage: Eukaryota; Fungi; Ascomycota; Dothideomycetes; Pleosporales.